AUGAGCGGGAGGAUCCUCUCCCAUCGUCUUGUUCCGCUCUUGCGGACGGGUCUUCUAGCCCGCCAUGUCCAUAACGCCGGCGCAAGGACCGGUGGCCUUCUACGAGUUGAGGGGGGUGCAGCGCUGCGCGGUCGGGCGUGGCCUAUAGGAGCGAACUCGAUUCAUAACAAUGUGCCUGCUGUGCGGGCGAUAUCGUUCGCCCGUGUUUUUCCGAAGCUCGCGAUGAAGCUCUUGAGAAUACCUGCGAUGUUUGGCGGUGCCAUGGUAGCUGGGAUGGCUUAUUUCCAGUAUCAAGCUACGCAGGCAGGAAAUUAUGCAAUAGACGUAUUUAAACGCGGCGCGGAGUCAGCGGGUGAUGCUGCGUCGGGACUGUUUCAGGGGUUGCAGAGUGUGGCCGACCAGACACAACGGGGUUGGCAAAAAUCUACGGAAGAUAUCGAAGCUCCAGAGUGGUUGCAGAAAAUACUACGCUUCGACCAGGAUUCGCAGGGUGAUGGAUCGUCUGGCGGCGGUGGUGGUGGCGGUGGGCAAUCGCCGAAAGAGAGCCGAGCGGGUGCGGCUGCUACGGGUGCUGCUGUUGGGUCUGUCUUUGGGUAUGAGCAGGAAGACGAGGAGAAUGCGGCUAGAAAGGAUGCGGAGAAUGAUCAAAUGAUGCUGCUUACGCGGAAGAUGAUCGAAAUCAGGAAUAUCCUUCAAACGGUCGGACAGUCUGGCACCUUGAGCCUCCCCUCCAUCGUGGUCAUCGGCUCGCAGUCUUCUGGGAAGAGCUCUGUUCUUGAAGCUAUAGUUGGGCAUGAGUUCCUUCCAAAGGGCUCGAAUAUGGUCACUCGACGUCCCAUUGAACUUACCCUUGUCAACACACCAAAUGCACAAGCGGAAUAUGGAGAAUUCCCAGCCCUCGGACUUGGAAAGAUUACCGAUUUCUCGCAGAUUCAACGGACGUUGACCGAUCUAAACCUAGCUGUUCCCGAGAAGGAUUGCGUUUCAGACGACCCGAUCCAGCUCCAAAUCUACUCUCCCAACGUUCCCGACCUAUCUCUUAUUGAUCUUCCCGGAUACAUCCAGGUGGCGGGGCAUGAUCAACCGCCAGAGUUGAAGCAAAAGAUAGCCGAUCUCUGUGACAAGUAUAUUCAAACACCGAAUGUUAUCCUCGCCAUCUCGGCGGCAGACGUUGAUUUGGCCAACUCGACCGCUUUACGCGCAAGUCGCCGGGUCGACCCCAGGGGCGAAAGAACGAUUGGUGUAAUCACAAAGAUGGACCUUGUCGACCCAGAACGAGGCUUCAAUGUCCUCUCAGAUAAGAAAUACCCUUUGCGCCUUGGGUACGUUGGUGUUGUUUCUCGGAUUCCGCAAACGACUGCCCUGUUUUCCCGGGGAAGCGGGAAUAUCACGAGCGCCAUCCUUCGAAAUGAGAACGCAUACUUCUCGGCACAUCCAACUGAAUUUGGCGCUGAGGCUGGCGUUUCUGUCGGCGUGUCAACUCUACAAAAGAAGCUCAUGCACGUUCUUGAACAAACGAUGGCAUCAAGCCUAGCAGGUACUAGGGACGCCAUUAGUCAAGAGCUGGAGGAAGCCACAUAUGAGUUCAAGGUCCAGUAUAAUGAUCGACCACUUAGCGCAGAGUCAUAUCUUGCCGAAAGCCUUGAUGGCUUCAAGCAUUCAUUCAAAGCGUUUGCUGAGAACUUUGGCCGCCCUCAGGUCCGGGAAAUGCUGAAGGCCGAAUUGGACCAGCGCGUGAUGGACAUUCUUGCCCAGAGGUAUUGGAACCGGCCCAUCGACGAUCUGUCACCGCCGAUGGCCGAGCUGGAUCCUCUCAGUGACCUUCCCAAGGCCGACCCUGAGUCGCUAUACUGGCACCGUAAGCUCGAUGCUUCGACCUCAUCGCUGACAAAACUCGGCAUUGGUCGAUUGGCUACAACCGUUGUGGCAAACGCGAUUCAAGGCCAUGUUGAGCGGCUAUUGUCCAGCUCUACUUUCGCCGCUCAUCCUUACGCUCAAAAACAGAUCGGAGAUGCGUGCACGAGUAUUCUCAAUGACCGGUUCUUCAGCACCAGCGACCAAGUUGAGAACUGCAUCAAACCAUACAAGUUCGAGAUCGAAGUUGAGGAUCCUGAAUGGUUCAAGGGCCGGGAAAAUGUCAGUAAAACUUUGAGAGAGGAGCUCAAAGCCUGCGAGACGGCCCUGAAGCGGGCUGAAGACAUUGUUGGGAAGAGGAAACUCCGAGACGUCAUGUCGUUCAUCGACAAAGUCAGGAAAGGGGAAGUCGUCCUUGAAGGAGAUGGCUCUGCUGGUGCGGGAGGCUUCAGCUCAUCCCUUCUAGAUCGAGGCCGAGAAGGUGCCUUCCUCCGCGACCGUGCCGACAUCAUCAAGAUGAGAUUGAUGGCCGUCCGCUCGAAGCAAUGCGCCUCGCAGAAGAACAAAUACUACUGCCCUGAAGUCUUCCUGGACGUCGUAGCUGACAAGCUCACAUCAACCGCCGUGCUCUUCCUAAACGUCGAGCUCCUCUCAGAAUUCUACUACAACUUCCCGCGCGAGCUAGACGUGCGACUAGGCCGCCACCUCUCAGACGCAGAGGUAGAGCGGUUCGCGCGCGAGGAUCCCCGCAUCCGAAGACACCUCGACGUCAUCAAGAAGAAGGAACUCCUCGAACUCGCACUCCAGAAAAUAGAGGGCAUCCGGCAGCUUGAUGGCCGCGGCAAGCUAAGGAGUUCCGAACGUCCGUUACCAGGGAAGGACCAGAGGAGUCGCGGUUGGAAUAUCUUCUAA
Aspergillus puulaauensis is the source of this 2766-nucleotide messenger RNA. It is a transcript of the gene MGM1, whose product is annotated as dynamin-related GTPase MGM1. Gene Ontology annotation, molecular function: microtubule binding; GTPase activity; GTP binding. Bases 1 to 2766 code for a protein of 921 amino acids. The transcript is spliced from 3 exons. Lineage: Eukaryota; Fungi; Ascomycota; Eurotiomycetes; Eurotiales; Aspergillaceae. Gene Ontology annotation, cellular component: cytoplasm; membrane; microtubule. The record is from RefSeq and is a predicted model, not a curated record.